Quercus lobata is the source of this 633-nucleotide messenger RNA. Its product is annotated as F-box/kelch-repeat protein At3g23880-like. The transcript has a single exon. The record is from RefSeq and is a predicted model, not a curated record. Lineage: Eukaryota; Viridiplantae; Streptophyta; Magnoliopsida; Fagales; Fagaceae. Bases 1 to 633 code for a protein of 210 amino acids.
AUGAUCAUUGUAAAUGAUUACACAAAGAAAAGCUCUAUAUCCAAGGUUGAGGUUUACUCACUCGCCACUGAUCAGUGGAAAAUUGUUACUGCUUUGCCUCCAUUUACUUUAUGUGAUUCUGACGAAUCUGAUCCACUGGCUUUUGUCAAUGGGGCUGUGCAUUGUGUUGCCAGGAAAAAGACUAAGAAGGAAUCUAUUAAUUUUGUUUUGGUGUUUGAUUUGGGAGACAAUGUCUUCAGCGAGAUAGCAAUGCCAAAACUUUGGGAUAAGCCCCGUGUAGGUGAGACCUUGGCGUGCCUAUCUAUUUCAGUGUAUAGGAAUUGCCUUGCAUUGAUUCAAGAGGAGCAUUCUAUUCAUAGUCUCAAUUUAUGGGUGAUGAAAGAGUAUGCAGUUGUAUCCUCAUGGACCAAAGUUUUAACUUUUGAUAAUCAAGGAGACUACAUACCAAGGGCAAUAGGUUUUAAGAAGAGUGGUGAGGUUUUAUUGGCAAUGAAAACAGGACAAUUCAUCUCAGAAUACUUUGAUACCCAAAAGGUUAAAAUACUUCAGAUCAGUGGAAACCACACAAUUGUUGAUUCUUACGUUGAGAGUCUAGUUUUGCUUGACAAACCCAAUCGUGCUGUUACUUACUAA